Molecule: messenger RNA, 327 nt
Organism: Chondrus crispus (carragheen)
Lineage: Eukaryota; Rhodophyta; Florideophyceae; Gigartinales; Gigartinaceae
Exons: 1
Coding region: 1-327 (108 amino acids)
Molecular function (GO): nucleic acid binding
Source: RefSeq, a predicted model, not a curated record
AUGGCUCCAAGUUGGGUGUUUAUGCAAGAUGAUGCAUCCAUAAACCGCGCUAAACGUACUUUUCAGUGGUUUGACGAGGAGGAAGUUCCUCUCUUAGAGUGGCCUGCCAAGUUACCUGACCUGAAUCCUAUCGAGCAUUUAUGGGGCAUCCUAGCGCGAACGGUUUAUGCACACCAACGUCAAUUUAAGGACGUGGAUGAGCUUUUAGAAGUUAUAAUGGAAGCGUGGGACGAAGUUUCAGAAGAAUGCCUGGAGAAGCUUGUCCGUUCCCUGCAAAAGCGGAGCUUUGAGUGUGUAAUGGCAAAGGGAGGUCCGACGAAGUACUAG